Messenger RNA from Pseudocercospora fijiensis CIRAD86, 1670 nucleotides. RefSeq lists its product as uncharacterized. The transcript has a single exon. Lineage: Eukaryota; Fungi; Ascomycota; Dothideomycetes; Mycosphaerellales; Mycosphaerellaceae. The coding region runs from base 406 to 1542 and encodes 378 amino acids. The record is from RefSeq and is a predicted model, not a curated record.
UUUGGCAGCACAACCGUCCCAACUUCCUCGUCGUAUCACUACUUACUAUCGAUCGUGAUAGCAGGAUGAGAAAUUCCCCAAAGUACCGCUGUUCGGCGAUAUAAGCAUUUACUCGGGUGCUGCUAUGCUUUGCGGCCCAGCUGUGCAAGUGAUGAUGAGGAGGAGAACUAAUCCGAUAAGCAAGAGAUCGAUACUGCAAUUUCGCAUAUCGACACAGAUCUUGCUGCGUCACGCAACUUUCGCUCACUAUCUCAAACUUUGCGAAGUCGUGGAGCAACACUGGCUAUCCUUGCAACAGUUCCAGCUAUACAUAUAUCCGAUGUAUCCUGGCAUGAGACUACGAUGCUCACGACAUUAGGAUCUCUCUCACUCGAACGAACUGCUUCCUACUGAAGGAAUAGCAAAAUGACUCCAAAUCCUCGCAACUCCAAGAGUACGCAGCCGAAGAAGGCAUCCAAACCGAAAAGAGUUCCCGAUGUCCCCAUACCGGACUACUGCCAAUACAACAUCACAGCGUAUCCUCUCUUCUCUAGAGGCAUCGCUUUCAGAGUAAUAGAUAACAGUCCAAGCGAGAUCGACAGAAAAAACUCCAUUGUACCUAUCCCAGAAGACGAGACGACAGAAGAUAUCCCCGACAGUCCCGAGCCACCAUCUCUCACCAAAGCCUUAGCAAAACUCCAAAUCUCAGAUCACAGCGUCAAAGACAUCAAGGAAGAUGAACCUAUCUCAGUCACAUCAACCAAGAGUACCGAUACAAGCCUGACCAACACCACCGCCACCAGCAGCAGUACAGCCAGUACAACCUUCACCGGCAAAAUCUCACUCUUUCCAACCCUCUCCUCCGCCCACACCAUCCUCAACAACCCAAAAGACCCCAACACCGGUCUCCAAAUCCUCUACACAUCCUGGGACCGAGCCCUAGGCCAAUCCCGCUGGCUCCAACGCCACAACCCCUCCUCCUCCUCCAACAUCUCCAUCCAAGCCCUAGACCUCGACCUCCUAUCCUACUACACCCCAAUCUACUCCUCACCCCUCCUAAUCGAAGAACUCCACCGAAGAAAGCUCGGCCGAACCCUCCGAACCCGCACCUUCGCUUCAGAAAUUCUGGUAUAUUCCAACACCCUCGAUCUGGGAAUCGGACAAUUAUUCGAAAUCCCAGCCGGAGGCAUCUCUCGUUCCCUCACGACCUAUUUCGGAACGAUUUCCCUGCCGCAGGAACUUUGGGACGAAAUUGAAUUUUAUGCGGAGCAUGAGGAGGAGGAUGUGAAGAGGGAGAGUCCGGAGAUGUAUUAUUCGAGUGCGUUUCGACGCAAUGGGAUGGAAGAGGAAGAAGAAGAAGAAGAAAAAGCGGAAGAUGUGAGGAAAUUGGAUUCGGUGUUGAGUUGGUUUUUUCUUGAGAUUUUUCGAUGUCGGGGAUGGUUAGAUGAGGGGAAAUUGUUGCAGGUGGUUGCGGGGAUGAGUGAGGUGAAGGGGAAGAUAUAUGGGAGGGUUGAGGUGCAGCAACGGAUGGGGACGAGGUGUUCGAGUGUUUCUGCGAUUUAGAAAGGAUAUUGAGACAGGAGAAGAAGAUGUCGUUCGUAUCAGUCGGAUUUUGUGGAUUUUAGAAAUAGAUGAUGAUGAUGAUAAUAUUAUACGUAGGACCAGUCUUCAAUCAACAUCGCCUGCAUAGC